GCGCUCCCCGCCUCUGCGAGAGGAGGGCGAAGGCGCGGAAGGCGCGUCGGAACCGGCUGAGGAGGUUGUGGUGGCUGCAGCGGGCGACAUGGACAACGCGGGGAAGGAGCGUGAGGCAGUGCAGCUGAUGGCGGAGGCCGAGAAGCGAGUCAAGGCCUCCCACUCCUUCCUCCGAGGGCUGUUUGGAGGAAACACAAAAAUAGAAGAGGCUUGUGAAAUGUAUACCAGAGCUGCAAAUAUGUUCAAGAUGGCUAAAAAUUGGAGUGCUGCAGGAAAUGCAUUUUGUCAGGCAGCCAAGCUCCAUAUGCAGCUUCAGAGCAAGCAUGAUUCUGCCACCAGCUUUGUGGAUGCUGGCAAUGCUUACAAGAAGGCAGACCCUCAAGAGGCUAUCAACUGCUUAAAUGCAGCCAUCGACAUUUACACAGACAUGGGAAGGUUUACAAUCGCAGCCAAGCACCACAUCACCAUUGCGGAGAUCUAUGAGACCGAACUGGUAGACAUUGAGAAGGCUAUUGCACAUUAUGAACAAUCAGCUGAUUAUUACAAAGGGGAAGAAUCCAACAGUUCAGCUAACAAGUGUCUGCUGAAAGUGGCAGCGUAUGCUGCCCAGCUGGAGCAGUACCAGAAAGCCAUCGAGAUCUACGAGCAGGUUGGGGCAAACACCAUGGAUAAUCCUUUGUUGAAGUACAGUGCAAAGGACUACUUCUUUAAAGCAGCCCUCUGUCACUUCAUAGUAGAUGAGCUGAAUGCCAAGCUUGCUCUUGAGAAAUAUGAAGAGAUGUUUCCAGCAUUUACUGAUUCAAGGGAAUGUAAGUUAUUGAAAAAACUUCUAGAAGCUCAUGAAGAACAGAACAGUGAAGCUUACACUGAAGCAGUGAAGGAAUUUGACUCAAUAUCUCGCUUGGAUCAGUGGCUCACGACCAUGUUGCUUCGUAUCAAAAAGUCCAUCCAAGGGGAUGGAGAAGGAGACGGGGACCUAAAGUGAACAUUUAUGUCUUUGUGGCAUGCAGCUGACUCCUCUUUAGUUUCAUGUUAGGGCCACAUGAUCUUUAUGGGAUGCCCAUUAAAUGGCUUAAUUCUGUUGCCCAUGGGCCAAACCAUCUGUGUGUUUAAGUUCCCUGUGUUUGUGUCUUCAUGAAGUGGACGGCUGGGAAGCUCCUGUGCAUAUUGUGGGUGCAGUGGGCUAUUUCAUGUUUGUCAGAGACCCAGAGUUUUCUGAGAACUACUUCAGAAUCUUAUUCCUGUUGUUUUGAUAUCAGCAGAGCCUGUGUUUAACUUUAUCGUGUAUUUUUAUGUCAUUUUCUUAGACUGGAGUACCCAGCCUAAUCAUUGUAAUAGAUGCUUUGCAUACUUUCCACAAAUUCGCACCUGGAUGUAUUCUCUAAGUUUACAUGUUUAGUUCAGGAUGGUUGUUAGGAAUGAGCUUUAUGGCUUCACUUACUAAAAAUGGUUUUUAUUGUUCUUGUGAUUCUUUUGAUGGUGCUAGUGAUCAUUUGUUUGCUUUUUAUAUUGUUGUGUUUGCUAACAUGCAUGCGAAAAUUCAGAACAGCCGGGGUCUGCCAGCAUCACUUACUUAACAUUGUGAGAAAAGGGACUUUCCUGGCAGGGCUUGCUGAUGUGUAUGGGCCAGUGUCAGGGUGAGUCUGAUGGAUUUAUACUCCUUCACACACUAGAGAUCUGUACACAACAGUUUUUCCUUUUCCUGGAGAUAGUUCCCACUUUUAGUUGGAGUGGAACCCUUUAUAUUCACAUAAAAGUAAUUUGAAAGGCAUGUCCUUUUGUUUACUUUCACGUUCAUACACUUGUCCACGUUGAGAUGAUGCCUGGUGUGCCACCACCAUGUGAAUCCGCGUCAAGGCCACAGAGAGACCAGGUCAUUAAUUUUACCCUUUAAUUAAACGUGAUGGGUUAGGUGGUGUAAAUACAGUACAGAGGUUUGCCAUGUGUCCAGUUGGGGAAGAAGGGCAACGAGCUUCUGAGGAGAAUUGAUUUUCUUCUCAGCUAAUGGAGUCAUUUUGGCUUGAAUGUUUGAAUUUAGUUGUCAUUUUGGUUUACAUAAUAUUUGCUCUAUUGGUUUAUGAAUUUAACAUGCUGAUACUGUGCUUUAGACAUGGUCUUGUUUUCUGAAUCUUCUCUGUAUUUUUAUGCUUAACUGACUUAAGUUUGAUGUGUAUUUUUUUGCCAGUCCUAGCUUGUAGGUCUUUCUAAAAUUAUGCUGCUACCAUUAAAGACGAUAAUGAAAUUUCCCAUGUUAGGUCAGAUGGAAACUGGCAUUUGAAGGGUGUUUUCAUUUUUGGAUGUCCCUCCACUGGGAUUGGUAGGCCUUUUUUGGGCGGAAGUAGAGGGUACGCCACAAAAAGGGCUGAGCAUGGAGGAAGGCAAGGGGAUGGUAAGCAUGUUGGACUGAGAUGAGGGAGAAAGUAGCAAGAAAGUAGCUGAUAGGGCCAGCUGACGCCUGGUAGUAGAGGCUGUCCUUCAGGUCACUGUGGAUUUCCUAGCUGCGGUUGUGGGGUCACCUGUGCCAACAUAGCCUGGUGGAGAGGAAGGUCAGAGAUGUCACAGGGUGGGCCAAAUGGACCAGAAGACGUGGACACUCUGGCCUUGUGACCUGGGAUCUGAUGAAUGUUCCUUCCUUUAAAGGUCUGGGAUUCUUAGAAGAAAGCUGGCUAUCACUUAUAGUACAAUUUGGAAUGCAGCCCUUUUGGUACUUUUUCACUUCCUGUCAGAAUCUCUUAUGAAGAAAUGAUUAGAGCAGAGUGUGAGUUCCUAUGCUUCAUCUGUUCCACAACCAGCCAAAUGCACUUUUGUAAAAGUGAGGUAUGGGAAGGAGGGUGCUUUUUUGUCUGUGUCCUCAGACUGUAAGUCUCUCUCAUCUGGAGAGCAUUUAAAUCCUAGCCUGCCAGGAUGCUUGUUUCAUCACUAGUGUGCAAGGUUUGUUUUCACUUGUUAAAAGGUCCUUCUGAUGUGACCACUUAAAGUAAGAACCAAAUGAUUUCUCUUAGGAUUCCUUUAGCUUUCAACAUGGUCCCCUCAGACCCCUGUCUGAGAAAGAGGUAUGGUUUGUAAAAAUAGUACUGGCACCAUUUUGUUAUGUUAGUUGGAGAGUUGCUAGUUUGUCUUGAAAUAAACACUGGGAUCAGUGGCUGGGUUAAGAAUUUUUUGUUUUUAAUAUUUCACAUGAAAAAAGUAAAAAUACUUGUAAUGGCUAGAACAGAACUGCCAGAAAAUAAGAGAAUGAGAAGAAAGUCCAUUAACAUUAUCCAAACUUUUGAAAUGUCCCGUCAACAUAGGGUAGUACCACAAGGCCCGAGUUAGGUUUUCAGGAGUUACAGAAUGUUCUUUAUGAAUAAAAUAUAAUGACCAUUUAUGUUGGGUUCUUGUAUUUUAUCAAAUCUGGAGUUAGUUCAUAGUCAGAGUCAGUUCAAAUUUCUUACAGGAAAGCUUUGCUUUUUGUGGCAACAUUUUUAUAGCUUGUGUGAGUUCCUUUUUUAUUUAAUGAUUUGAAAACAGUAUUUUUGCAGUUGUGACAGUGUGUAAUGACAUCCCUGUAACCAAAGUGUGUGCAUUUAUUGUUUUCUCUGAUACUGUGCAUUUAAAAUGUCCAAAUGCAACUUCUGUGGCUUCCUUCAGGGGACCCGGCAGUACAGCAUGGCACCUGCGACCCUCCUGCCUGCAGUGUGAGCUGUGGCCUGGAGCAGGCUCCUGCCUGCGCAGUGCUGUGUUGGGCACUGCAGGGUCUCCUCCCUCGUGUUCUCGGGUGGAGGAUUAUGUUAUGAAAACUAACCAUGUGAUGAUCACUCUACCUUAGCAGAAAGAAUAUGUAUGUUUUAUGUCACCCUGUACAGAAAAUAAAGUGGAAAUUAUGAGUA
Molecule: messenger RNA, 3869 nt
Organism: Mustela erminea (ermine)
Lineage: Eukaryota; Metazoa; Chordata; Mammalia; Carnivora; Mustelidae
Gene: NAPB
Product: NSF attachment protein beta
Exons: 11
Coding region: 89-985 (298 amino acids)
Biological process (GO): synaptic transmission, glutamatergic; regulation of synaptic vesicle priming; intracellular protein transport
Cellular component (GO): vacuolar membrane; synaptobrevin 2-SNAP-25-syntaxin-1a complex; terminal bouton
Molecular function (GO): soluble NSF attachment protein activity; syntaxin binding
Source: RefSeq, a predicted model, not a curated record